GGCCCGGCCCGUAGGGGCAGGGGCAGGGUAGGGGGCGGCGGGGCGAUGGGCAGAGCCCCCGCGGGGCGCCCCGCUGCCCGGCUGCCAGCAGCACCGGCCGGGGGGCUGCGCUAGGGCGGCCCGGCGGCCCCGGCGGCCGGGGCUUCCCCCCCCCCCCCCCCCCCCCCCCGCCCCGGACGGCGGCGAGGAUGCAGCACCCGCUGGAGCUGGGGGCCGCGCACUACUUCCCGGCCGAAGCCUUCCCCGACCACCGCUCGCACCGCUACCGCAGCUUCAUGAUCGAGGAGAUCCUCACCGACCCCCCGGACGCCAAGGGGGCCGCGCCGGCCGGGGAGCUGCUCAAGUUCGGGGUGCAGGCGCUGCUCUCCGCCCGGCCCUACCACAACCACCUCGCGGUGCUGAAGGCGGAGCCGGCCGCCGUGUUCAAGUUCCCGCUGGCUCCCUUGGGCUGCUCGGGGCUGGGCUCGGCGCUGCUGGCCGCCGGCUCGGGGCUGCAGGGCGGCUCCGCCUCGCCCCAUCUCCCGCUGGAGCUGCACCUCCGCGGCAAGCUGGAGCCGGGCCCCCCGGAGCCGGGCAGCAAGGCCAAGAAGGGCCGCCGCAGCCGCACCGUCUUCACCGAGCUGCAGCUCAUGGGGCUGGAGAAGCGCUUCGAGAAGCAGAAAUACCUCUCUACGCCCGACAGAAUAGACCUGGCCGAAUCGCUGGGGCUCAGCCAGCUCCAGGUGAAAACCUGGUACCAGAACAGGCGCAUGAAAUGGAAGAAAAUAGUGUUGCAGGGAGGCGGCCUGGAGUCCCCCACCAAGCCCAAGGGCCGCCCCAAGAAGAACUCCAUCCCCAGCAGCGAGCAGCUCUCGGAGCAGGAGCGAGCCCGCGACGCCGAGAAGCCCCCCGAGAGCCUGGGCUCGCCGGCCGAGGUCAGCCAGGAGGAGUGAGGGUGAGCGCCCGGCCCCGCCGCCGCCGGCCCCGGUCGCCCCCUCCGGGCGCUGCCCGCCGAGCCCGCUGCCGGCCCCGCACUGGGAUGAUGGGGGACAGCACGGUUAGUGGUCACGGUCGCCUUCGGUCUCCGGUGAAUUGGGCAUCUUGGUCGGUCGCGUCCCCGUCUUCCUCCCCUCCCCUCCCCUCCCCCCCCCCCCCGCUCCUCUCCGCGCCCGCGGAGCGCUGCGCCACGGACGCCUGUGUUGUGCGACGGCCCGGAGGGGCCAGGAGGACACUGGAUCCCAUCUUCCACAUCUACUCGCUCUCUAAAACCCUGUGGUGCC
Grus americana (Whooping crane) is the source of this 1259-nucleotide messenger RNA. RefSeq names its product BARX homeobox 1 (gene BARX1). Gene Ontology annotation, molecular function: RNA polymerase II transcription regulatory region sequence-specific DNA binding; DNA-binding transcription factor activity, RNA polymerase II-specific. Lineage: Eukaryota; Metazoa; Chordata; Aves; Gruiformes; Gruidae. The transcript is spliced from 4 exons. The record is from RefSeq and is a predicted model, not a curated record. Gene Ontology annotation, cellular component: nucleus. Bases 189 to 932 code for a protein of 247 amino acids. Gene Ontology annotation, biological process: regulation of transcription by RNA polymerase II.